AUGCAUUUCGUGGAAAGGGUGAGAACGAGAAACGAAGCCAAAGGUUGCAGGACUGUAUAUUAAAUGCACAGCUACAGCUGUGAAUUUCCAAAGCUUUGCUGGUGAAUCCUGCCUUUAGCACGUCUGCGCUUCUGAAAAAGUAAAGCUCUGCACACUUGGGAGUCAGCCGAACUGAACUCGCGAAGACAUAUUUCAGUGUAAACCUGCAGAGGAUGAAGCUAUAAACAGGUUCUGGCUUCAGAGAGGGUUAGUUCAAAGCUCUGAUAUACCCUUUCUAUUUGUCAUGAGAAAAUUGGGAGGGAUUCAGAAUGGUGUGGAAAAUGAGGCCUAGAAUUGAUUUUCUGCUGUUACAUCCUCUGUUUGAUGAAGUUUCCAUAGGGAUAUUCCCCAUUUUAAAUAGAUGCCCCUUAUAGCGACAUUUCAAAUUGUGGUGGUUAUGCAAGGCUUAGCCAAGUACAGUUACGGCUUGCACUUUGUUACAUUCAGAGUUUAAUUUUGAAAAAAGCUGGGCACUAUCCAGCCAAGUUCAGGCACUUAGGGCUACUGUCCUGUAGACGCUCUGUUCAUUUGGAUAUGCUUCUGUAGACAUGCAUAGAAUUGGACUGGACAUCGUACAAGUGGGAGAGUUAAGCAGUUGAUCACGUUUCUGCUACAGAAAUGAACAGGAAAAUAUACACUUUACAAUGACUGCAAUGUGUGUGUUUAAUUUAAGGAGCAUUUGCUAUUAUAAUUUUCCAUUUCAUAUCAUUCAUAGUAGUUAGAGCAAUGUUACCAAUUCAGGAUAACUAGACAACUUACUUUUUUAAAUUAAAAAAGCUCAUUUAUUUAUAGCAAAGUAACUGAGGACAGAAGUACAUGCUAACCUUUUAAACAUAGGAAUGGAAGGAAUGGGCAGGAUAGGGCUGCUUAACCCUUCCCCCAACUAUAAAUCCUCCCUGCAACUCUUCCUCCUUCAGUUUAUGUGUGAUGUCAAAGCUGACUGGGAGAAAUUUUUUUGGGGAGGGGGUUGCAAUGGAGCAUUAGGUUACAGAAGAAAAGGUGAAACACCCUCUCUGAUUCUCCCUUCUCCUGUAUUAGUGUUAUAAGGUAAGCAGGAACCCCAUUUCUGUUUUGCAAUAUGUAGUUUCUGUUUAAGUUUCAUAAAGCUAUUUUGUAUUCCCAUAUGCCACCCUCUAUUUCUCAUGAAGGAAUUCGCUGGUGGAUGUAAUAAUUACUAAAAUGUUUGUGUGCCAACAAUGCAAAAUGGAGUGUAGAACUUUGUUUCCCAAGUAUGUCUUUAUGAGAUAACUAGUAAAGUUGCUUGUAAGAAGAGAUGGAAGGCUCUCUAGGUAGAGAAUGCAAAGGCAUAGGCGCAAAAGUACAAAGCCUCCUGCUUACUUUCUUACAAACGUGGAGCUGGUCAGUAGCAAAAGUGAUACAUGGCUUUGUUCUUUAGUGUCUGGAAACACACAGCAAUACAUGUGAUAUAAACAGAAAUCAGCAAAGUGUAAGAUGGACAGAAUUGUGGGCCAGAGCCCACUUUGUCUGCAGAAGUUAAUCUGCCAUAAUACAGUACUCUUCGUGGUUUUUGCUGCAAAAGACUCAGCUAAGAAACCAGUUUUUCUUCAUUGUUUCUCCAAGGACUGGAUAAGCCAGGAUGCUACCAAGUAGCCAGCCCCACAGAUUGAGGCCUUUUCAUAUCUCUUGACUAUGGGAAGAUAAUGUCUUCUCAUACAACAGGAGAAAAGUGGCUAUAUUUUCUAUGUCAUAGCAAAUAUUCUAUCUUGUGUGUGACAUACCCUACAGCAGCCAGUGUUGUAUAGGUUUAAAGUGUGCACUGGGGCUGACGUCAUAAUACAUAACAUUUGCAUAGCACUCUUCGAAUGUUCAACACACCUUGUUUCAUUAUCUCAGUAAAGUGUCAUGCGUGGUUAAGGGGGAUGGUGGCUGACAAGUGUGCAGACUUCAAAAUGUGGUUUUAUCACAGUGUCCUUGAAUUCAAUUUUUUUUUCUCAUUUCGAAUUUGCAUUUCCUUCAGCAUGUAAUCAUAAAGUAAUAUUAGUGAGGGUUGUAUCCAAAAAAGCCCUACUCAGAAUAGACCCAUUAAAAGUGAAAAACCUGCAUUAGUCAUGUCUGUUAACUUGAAUUGGUCUACUCUGAGUAGGACUAGCAUUGGAUACCACCCUUAGAUACUUUGUUAGUCUAUGUGGUGUGCAAACAGCUCUGCAGUCCACAUCCUUCUGAUUUAGCACCUCUUCAGUGUUUUAGUCAUCACAAUACAGUCCUAAUUUAAAGUGGAAUUGUGAUCCAGUGAAAUGAAAGAAACAAUGGACCUACUUAUGAAUGCUUAUUAGUUGCAAACUUGAUUGUGGAUUAAUUCCACUCAAGUUCUCUAUAGACUUCAGUUACUAGCAUUAACAAAAUACUCAACAGCUGGUAUGAGAAAAUAUUUUUGCAAUUAUCUUUUAUCUGGGACUUGUUUCAGUGGCACCCUGCUCCCUUGACCACAUACUUUGAAUCCACAAAAAUAUUGUAGGCAAUUGAAUGUCGUGUCUCUUAUUUUUAUUUGUGUAGUGCAACAGACUUCAGAGUUGCACACAGAUGUCUAGGCACAUGGGACAUGCAUCUUUCUUUGUAAUGUGUGCCCAACAGUUGACUUACUAAUGAUUUGAGCAAGCUUGUCUCCAGGAGUUUUUGGAUGAGUUCAGUUUUGUACGUUUUUCAUUGAUUACACACAGUUUUCAAACCUGUAUGUUUUGUGUGUAUGUGUGGCAGGAUCAGGAAGGGUAGUUGAAAUUCCAAAGCACUAAUAGUAUCAGUUACACUACAAACACCAUUCCACAAAUACAUGUCUACAUUAUUUUGGUCUUUUUCAAAGUUUUAUUAUAUUUUUCUGAAUAGUCUUCUGUAGGUUUGUGGUCUUCUGUAGAAGAGUUAUUGCAAUAGUACAAAUCAAACACAUACCCCUUUUCGUUCAUUCUUGCAAACACUAUCAAAGCUGCUGUCAACCCAUUAUGAUAAUUAACUACUGAAUUUAGAAUGAAUUGAUUUUAGAAUGCUGUAUUACUUUACUGUUGUUAGCUGCUCUGAGCCCGGCUUCAGCUGGGGAGGGCAGGAUAUAAAUAAAAUUUUAUUUAUUAUUAUUUUAUUUAUUUUGCCUAUUAUUUUAUUUUAUUUAUUUUGCCUAUAAUAUUGUUGUUUAUCUGCAUACUACUUUUUGACUCAAAGUGACCCAAAACAGUAAAUGGCUUUUUAAAAAAAGUUUAGUCUGCUUAGACUAGUGGUGUCCAAACUUUUUUCAAAGAGGGCCAGAUUUGAUGAAGUGAAGGGCUGUGAGGAUUGACCAAAGGGCCAACCAAAGUUGUUGAGGUUUUUUUUUAAGGAUUUUACCCCAGGAAAUAAACUGCCACAGGGGCUGGAUUAAACCGACUGGUGGGCUGGAUUAGGCCCCCGAAACGGACUUUGGACAUGCCUGGCUUAGACAUAACCUGUACUGAACACAGUGGGAUUUGCUUCUGAGUAAAGAUACACAGGAUUAUACUGUUAAUCUAGUUUGUUUUUUCACUUUGGAAGCUGUGUACACCCUCUGAAGCACACAGCUGUGUAUAUUUAAAAAGGGAGUGGAGGUAUAGAGCGGCACAGCUAUUAUUUCCAUUGUGUUUGUCCUGUCUAUUAUGUGCAGAGAAGUUAUCAUGCCAUUAUUAUUAUUAUUAAGCACCACACAAGGCUGAAAUGUAAUUGGGGCAUGCUUUGACUUAUGUAAGAAGGCCCCAAUGUAGUGUGAAUUGACAGAGCUGUCAAUGUGCAUAGGUUAUUCUCAGGCUUCCUUAUACCUGAAUUCUUUGGUGGCUUGUUCUGAUCUCUUAACUAGGCCUGUCUUUGACAAUGUCAAUUCACUUUCUGUCUCAUUUUAUUCCCAUGCAGUUUCUUUCUCUUUUUAUUGUUGAUCUCUACGUAUUCAUGAUGUAUUUGUUUUGUGCAAACAGAGAAUGUGGGUAGCUAAAGGGUGUGUUACAAACUAGUCAGGUGACAGAUGCAUUUUGCGACAGGCAAGGGUCCAAUUGCAACCACAUGGAGAUCUCUGAAUGCCAAGUUGGUGAUUGGGGAAAGCAAAAUGUCACUUAGACAAGGAUCUGAAAUACUUUCCUUGAAGCUUGAAUUUGUUUUUUUCUGGAUUGUUUUAUUUGAUUUUUUUUUAAUAAGUUUUUAUUGUUAAAAUAGUUCAUCAAUAAUACACAUAUACAAGCAUACAAACAUACAUUUCAUACAAUCCUUAAAAGUGUUCAAACAUACUUACACUCAAUCCCACAAAUAAUUCCUUUCCCCAUCACCAUCCACCACCCCUCACCCCACCUUUGUGUUUGACUUCCAAUCUACUCAAUACAAUUUCUUUCCACUUUUAUUACUUUCUUUCACACACCUUUAGCCUAAUUUCAUACUUCUUUUUCUAUUACACAUUGUUAUCCAUCUUAUUUGAUAUUUCAGUAUUUGAAACGGAACUUGUUUAUUCUAAUAGGAGUUCUGAUUUUUCGAUAUGAUUUUGCAAGUAUCUUUUAAACACCUUCCAGUCCCUAUCUAUCUUUUCUUUUGAAAUCCUUCCAAUUUCUUCCAUUGUUUUGGAUAUAUUGUAAUACUCCAAUAAUUUGGCAAGCCACUCUGUUUUUGUCGGUAUUAUACCACUUUUCCAGUUUUUCGCAAUCAAUAGCCUUGCUGCUACUGUUGCGUAUAAAUAUAAGGUCUUAUCUUCUUCCUUUAGGCUUCCUGGUACUAUUCCCAAUAGAAAACCUUCUGGUGUUUUCCUAAAUGAGUAUCUAAACAUUUUUUUCAUUUCAUUAUAUAUUAUUUCCCAAAAUUGUUUGAUGUUUAAACAAUUCCACCAUAUAUGUAUCAUAGUACCUUUUCCCGUGUUGCAUCGCCAGCAGACAUCGCUACAAUUUUUAUUCAUUUUUGCUAUUCUUUCAGGUGUUAAAUACCAUUUAUGUUGCAUUUUAAGGUAAUUUUCUUUAAGUAUAUAACACAUAGUGAAUUUCAUAUCAUCUUUCCACAAUUUUCCCCAUUGUUCAAACAUAAUAUUUUUCCCAAUAUCUUGCGCCCAUUUAAUCAUUGAUGCUUUAACCAAUUCAUCCUUUGUUUCCCACUCUAAAAUCAGAUUAUACAAUUUAGAUAUAUUUUUUGAUUUUUCUUGUAUUAAGUAUUUAUCGAAUUUUGAUAUUUCUUUUUCAAAUCCUAACUUUUUGUCUUUCGCUAAUCUAUACUUACUUUGAAUAUAUUGGAACCAAUCACUAAUAUGAGCUUUAAUUUCUGCGUAAUCCUUUAAUUCCAAUUCUCCGUUUUCUUCCUUUAAUACAGUUUUAUAGGCAGCCCAAUUUUCUUUCAUAUUUAAUUUUUUCACUGCUACAAUUUCUGCUGGCGAUGCCCACCAGGGAGUUUUCGGUUCUAGGAGUCUUUUAUAUUUCUCCCAUAUUUUAUAUAUAGAUUUUCUGAUUAUAUGCCCUAGGAAGCCUUUAUGUACUCUCACUUUUUCAUCUAUUAGAUAGGCAUGCCAUCCAAAUCUCGUCUCUACUCCCUGUAAAUCCAAUACAUCCGAGUCAUCUAAUUUGAUCCAUUCCUUUAGCCAGGUCAGACCCACCGCAUCGUGAUAUAACUCCAUAUCUGGGAGACCAAAUCCUCCUCUCUCCUUCUUAUCUAUCAUUAUUUUGUGGUUUAUUCUUGGCUUUUUCCCUGACCAUACGAAUUUAGCUAAAUCUCUUUUCCAGUUAUUAAAACAUUUAUCUCCUCCUAGUAUUGGGAUACUUUGAAAUAAAAACAUCAUCCUUGGUAAUAUGUUCAUCUUUAUUACCAAUAUUUUCCCUAGUAAGGAAAGAUUUAAUUUCCCCCAUACUUGCAAGUCAUUUUUUUAUUUCAUUCCAUGUUUUCCCAUAGUUCUCAUUACUUAAAUCUAUAGUGUUUGUUGUUAAAUUUAUUCCAAGAUACCUUAUUUUCUUUUUAAUUUCCAAUCCUGUAAUUUCUUGUAAUUUCACUUUAUCUUUUUCUUCCAUAUUUUUCACUAGUAUUUUGGUUUUCCCAUAGUUUAAUUUGAAUCCUGCUAAUCUGCCAUAUUCGUUUAUGCAUUCCAAUAUUCUAGGUGUACAUUGUAGGGGAUUUUCUGUUGUGAUCAUAACAUCAUCUGCAAAGGCUCUUAACUUGCACUCUUUUUUCACCAACUGCUAUUCCUCUUAUUUGGUUGUCCUGCCUUAUUUUCUUUAAUAGAACCUCUAAUACUAUUAUAAAUAACAUUGGGGAUAGGGGGCAUCCUUGUCUUGUACCUUUAAAGAUGUUGAUUUCUUCUCCAAACUCUCCAUUAAUAAUAAUUUUUGCUUUCUGUUGGUUAUAUAUUGCAUUUAUACCUUUUUGGAAUUUUUCACCUAGACACAAUUCUUUUAAUAGUUUUUUUCAUAAAUUCCCAUGAGAUUUUGUCGAAAGCCUUCUCCGCAUCGAUUGAAAUCAGGGCUGCUUGUUUGUCUCUUCUUACCUGUAGAUAUUCCAUUAUGUCUAUUAUAUUUCUGAUAUUAUCCUUUAUUUGUCUACCUUCCACAAAUCCAGCCUGAUUUUUAUGUACUAUUUUUCCUAUAAUUUUUUUCAACCUGUUAGCCAAUAAUCCUGCAUAAAUUUUAUAAUCGGAAUUUAACAAUGAAAUGGGUCUAUAAUUUGAGACAGAUUCCAAAUCCGUACCUUGUUUUGGCAGGAGCGUUAUAUACCCUUGAGUCCAAGAGUCUGGAAUAUUCCCUUCUCUACUGCUUCCUCUAUUACUUCUUUUAGUGGGUCGAUUAAUUCAUUUAACAUUUCUUUGUAGUAUUCUGCUGGUAUGCCAUCUGGACCUGGGGAUUUCCCUAUUUUUAAUUUUUGAAUUGAUUCCUUAAUUUCUACGGUUGAUAUUGGUUCAUUUAAUAAUUUAUGGUCUUCUUCUGCUAUCUCUAUUAAUUUAUUUUUCUUUAUAUAUUCCUCUACUUCUUCUAUUGGCACUUCAUCUUUUUGAUAUAAUUUUUGUAAUAUUUUUCAAAUUCUUUGUUAAUUUCUGUCAUAUAGCUUAUUUUCCUCUCUUCUACUUUUAUUUUAUUUAUUAAUUUUUCAUUUCUUUGUUUCUUUAGUUGCCAGGCAAGGAUCUUGCCUGGCUUAUUUGCCCAUUCAAAAUUUUUAUAUUUCCAAAAUUUGAUUUGUUGUUCUACCUCCUGUUCUAUAAUUUUAUUGUAUUCUACUCUCAGUAAUUUAAUUUCUUUAUUUAAUCUCUCUUUAUUUUGGCUUGCAUAGGCCAAUUUUUCCUUCCUUUUAAUUUCUUCUAAAAGCUCCCUUUUCUUUUUUUCUUUAUUCUUAUAUGCUAUUGAGUUUUGUUGUAUGAAAUAUCCCCUAACAACCGCCUUCCCAGCAUCCCACACUGUUUUAACAUCUGUCCCUUUCCUCCAAUUGUUUUCAAAAUAUUCCUUCAUCAACUUUCUGGCUCCUUGUAUUACUUUUUCGUUUUUUUAAUAAGAAAACAUUCAUUCUCCACCUUUUUUCCCCUUUCUCCUCUUUUCCUUUAAGAGUUAAUGAUACUGGAUUGUGAUCUGUAAGUGUUUUUGGCAAUAUUUCGGCAUUCUCUGCUUCAAUUGUCAUAUCCUUAGUAAUCCAUAUACUGUCGAUUCGACUAUACGAAUUUUUUGGUUCUGAGAAAUAUGUGAACUCCUUUUCGACAGGAUGUUUAUAUCUCCAUAUAUCCACUAAAUCAAAAAUCUUUACCAUUUCCAUAAAGCUUUUGGCAACUUCCGUUCAUUUCCCCCCCCUUCUUCUGCGAUCUAUACAAUUCUGGUUCCAUUACUCCAUUUAAAUCCCCUAACACAAUAAUUCUCAUAUCUAUAUAUUCCAUUAAUAAUGAUCUUACUUUAACAUAGAAUUCUGAUUUUCUUUUAUUUGAUCCAUAGAUUCCCUCUACUACAAUUGGUUCCCCCUCUAGUGAUAUUUUGACUAUUACAAUCCUCCCCUCUUUGUCUUCAUAUAACAAUUCUGGUUCAUAUUUGCUUUUAACAUACAUUACAACCCCCCUCUUUUUGCUUACAUCAGAUGCGAUGAAUUCUUCCCCUAACUUUGGUUUUACCAAUAGUCUUUUAUGCUUAGUAUUGAUGUGGGUUUCUUGUAAACAAGCAAGGUCCCACUUCUGCCUCUCUAAGAGACGUUCUAUUUUCUGCCUCUUCCUCCUAUUAUUUAAACCAUUUACGUUCCAUGAUAACAAUUUAAAUUUCAUUCUUUAUUAGUUAAAAAAUUAUAAAGUUAAUGGAAAGAGUUUAAGUUAUCUGCAGUGGUAAAGGAGAAGGAUUUUAUUUGAUUUUUAACCACUUUGAGAUUCAUUCUUUAAAAUGUAAAGCAUUAUAGAAAUGAACAACAAUAAUAAUAGUAAAUUCCAUCAGAAAAAAGGCGCCUAGACAUUCCAUUGUCGCAACCAUAACCUAGGGUUAAGGUGCCAUUUGGUGAUUAGCUGGGCAAUAUCAGCUUUUCAACAUUGCGGUGUAUCACCAGCUAAACAUCGUGAUCUAGCAGUAUACUGCAGUGCUGAAAAAACAAGCUACAUUAGCCUCAGCCCUCGAGGUGCCGGUUAAACUGCAGGAGCUGAGGCGGUUUCACCCCAGCGCCUCAUGGGCUGGGACAACGCAGCUUGUUUGCGUGGCUUAGCUGGGGUGCAGAAGGGCUCCCAAUCCCCAGCAGAGCCAGCCCCAGUGCACCCCUUGCUGGUGGGCAAGUGGGAGGAGCGUUGGGGCUCCUUUCCAUGGCUCAACUGGGUGGGGGAGCAGUUUAAAGAAGCUGAGGGAGGACUAAGAUGCAUCAGCCCAGCGAUACGGCUUGCUCCUCUCUCUAAGGUAUGAGGGGCAAAGUGAUAGCAGUUUCACCUGGCAAUAUAUCACAGGUGAAACUACCGUUGCUGCCAAGUCCCUCUGCUACCAGCAGUCGGAUGUUGAAAGCGGUGCUGGUAGCAGAGGGACUUGGGAGCGGUAGUGGUUUUACCAGUGAUAUACCACUAGCUGAAGCUGUAUUGAUACGUUGCCCAGGCCUAUAGUUUAUAUAUCUGAGUUUCUAACACUGGCUAAAGGCCCAGAAAUGGAGGCACCCGGUAGAAUUUAUCUUGACCCCAGAUCUACAGUCUGUUUCUGAGUACAGUGGUACCUCGGGUUAAGUACUUAAUUCGUUCCGGAGGUCCGUACUUAACCUGAAACUGUUCUUAACCUGAAGCACCACUUUAGCUAAUGGGGCCUCCUGCUGCUGCCACGCUGCCGGAGCACGAUUUCUGUUCUCAUCCUGAAGCAAAGUUCUUAACCUGAAGCACUAUUUCUGGGUUAGCGGAGUCUGUAACCUGAAGCGUAUGUAACCCGAGGUACCACUGUAUUAUUGAUGAGGUAACUGUCAGGUUGAAGGGCUCCCUUCAUCCCUUUUGAAACCUCAAGCAUUUGCAUCCCUUCUCAUUUGGAUCUUACCCUGUAUCUGGAUGAAUGCAUGAGAAUCUUUCCACUGGCUUCUGCAGGAGCUAGAUUGGUUCCUUGGAUUUGUCUGCCAUUAAGUAAAUAUAGGUCCUAGACUUCAGGAAUUCUCAUUUAUCCUUUUCUUGCACUCAAUUGUAGACACCUUAUUUAUUACAUGGGGACAAAGGUGUUUUUAAUAAAACAGCUGAGUCAGUUUCCUUUGUGAAUUUUUAACAGAAACAUGAUAAAGAUUGCCAAACACAGGUGAGCAAAGACGUACUGAUUUUUUCCUCUUCCUGCUGAAAGAUAGCUUCCCCCACCUUUCAGGACAUCAGUGUGUUACAAUAAAUGACUAAUAUAGAUGUGACUCAGCACUUGACAACCAGGCUAGUAAAUAUUUCUUUGUGUGUGCAUAUCUGCAAAGCUGAUAAUACUUACACAACACCGUUCACCUAAUAACCUCUCUUGAGAUUGGUGGCAAUAAUUAACCUCCUCUAAAGAAACAGUUUAUUGAAAGUGUCCAAUUUUAUGAUGCUUGUUGGAAGUGCAACAGCAGGGACCAUUCAGUUUUAACUUAAGGUUUAAUUAUGUCAGUGUUGAAGUCACCUAACCAAGAUGGGAACGGGUAGUGUUGCUUAGCAACCAGGCAGAGUGGCAUGAUGCUCACUGAGAUAGUACAUGCCCUGAUUGGCUGUGUAGUUCUGAAGGAGUUUUCCUCUGUAUGUUAGCUAAAUGUCAUCUGCUAUAAGCAAGGCCUGAAGAAAGACAAAACCUCUUGAUUUCUCCUCAAAUUAUACUGUCUUUAUUCAGUUUUCCUCUGGAAAGUGUUAGCAGGACUUUUCUCUCUGGACUCCACCUGUGGCUUUGCAACUAUGGAUGGCAUCUAAUGUUCUGCAUGCGUAGAUGUGCUGGUGCAAUUGGACUUCCAUUUCCUCUCCUCCACAUUCACACCCCAAAAUCUGAUCCCGAUUGUAUUCCCCCCCCCAAAAAAAAUUGGAAUGGAAGCUCCAGUGGAGCUGCAGCAUUGGCUAUGGCCCUUUAUAUUUUGAAGUCAUAUCUUUGUAUGAUCCCCAGUGAUCAGCCUGUAUAUGUGACCCGCCAAGCUUGGCAAGGCUUUGUGUGUCUCCAGGAGGACCCGCUAACAAACAAUCAGGGUAGAUUUUAUCUAUUUACCUCCCAGCAUAUGGCAGAGCUUCUGAGAAAGUAAUGCAAUUUGUGUGUGUUUUAGGAGGUACAUCAAAUAAAAGCAUUUCCAAGUUGUUUGAAAGCUCUAGGCAACCAUUUUAAUAUUUUAAAUCUUAGACCAGUGUCAGGGGCCUGUUAGUAGGCCAGGGCCAAGGAACACAGACACCUGCUUACCCUUCCUCCUGUUUCUGGUCUUGCUUGUAAGCUGCCCAUAGGCAUCUGGCUGGUCAGUUUGAGAAUGAGUGUUGGACUUGAUGGGUCACUGGCCUCAUCCAAGGGGCUCUUAUGUUCUUCUCUUUGUCUUGAUAUCAUCAUCACCAUUAAUGGUCAUUUUCCCAUAAUCCUGAAUCCAUUCACUAAGAAGGCACACUAAGAUCUUCCUUAGAGAGGAAGUGGGAAGUGUCUUAAACGCCAGCUCUUUGGGUAAGUUUCUCGUCUAUAAAACGAGCUGCUUUCUAGUGGCAAGGCACUUCUGUGUACCACUGGCUGGUGCCAAGCAGGGUGAAUAACCCCCUGUGGGGAUUAAUUACCAUACCUCAUUUAACCAGCAAGAAUACUGAAAUGGUCUAUCCCAGAUCAAAAGUAGAGGCUUACAGAGGGCUGGAAAGAGCAGUAUGGUUAGGAAUCAAGUCUCUCACCGCCCUCACCCAGUUCUGAAGCUACGUCACAGUUUGAGAUAGAACUUUCAGCUCAACUCUAUUGAUCCUUACUAUUUUUUCUAUUUUCCUCAUUAGGAUUUGCAACGUGAGAAACUCGGAACAGUAUACGUCAGAACACGAGACCAGAAAGGUACCUACUUAUCUAACCAUUCUUAAUGUGUUGUAA
Podarcis lilfordi (Lilford's wall lizard) is the source of this 11450-nucleotide messenger RNA. The record is from the annotation of a GenBank genome assembly. Lineage: Eukaryota; Metazoa; Chordata; Lepidosauria; Squamata; Lacertidae.